Molecule: messenger RNA, 479 nt
Organism: Antrostomus carolinensis (chuck-will's-widow)
Lineage: Eukaryota; Metazoa; Chordata; Aves; Caprimulgiformes; Caprimulgidae
Product: CD99 antigen
Exons: 9
Biological process (GO): positive regulation of neutrophil extravasation; T cell extravasation; homotypic cell-cell adhesion
Cellular component (GO): plasma membrane
Source: RefSeq, a predicted model, not a curated record
GUGAUUUUGAUGACUUCAGCUUACAAGAUGCACUUGGUAAGUAAACUACAAAGAAGCCUCUUCCAUCUCAGAAGCCAUCACCAUCAGAUUUUGAUGAUUUCAGCUUGGAACAUGCUCUUCAUCCUGAUGACCCCAAGCCAGGUCCACCUGGAAAUCCCAGAGGCACAGGCAACUUUGAUGAUUCAGAUCUAUAUGAUGGCAGUUUACCAAAAGGGGGAGGCGAUGGUAGUGGCAGCAAUGAACGAAAGGGCCCAAAUCCAAAUAGUGGUGAAGAAGCUGAGGGUAAAUGUUCUCAGGGAGCAAUAGCUGGAAUUGUAAGUGCUGUGGUUGCUACUGUAAUUGGAGCAGUAUCUAGUUUCAUUGCUUACCAGAAGAAGAAACUCUGUUUCAAACAAAGCGAUGAAGAGAAUGUGAAUAUGGAAAGCCAUCAGGGAGCGCAAUCUGAGCCACCUGUUCAGCGCAUACUUCUGGAGAAGUAA